AUGGGGGUCAUGACAAAAGCCUCUUUAGCCAGAGAGUGGGCAAUCUGGAACCAAUUGAUACUCCACAAGAAACAGAGCAUGCGACAAGAACUACUCGAUGACAGGGCACCCCUGGUCUCAGAGAAAUACGGGGACUAUCAAGCUCCAGCCAGGCCCAAAAACAGGGCCUCUUUUGGUGUGCUGAAGAAAACCAUGUGGGCCGUUCAGGCAUCGACAUUGAUUUUACUUGUUUACCUUUUGGGGCCUCGCUCUCUCCUGACCUUCCACAAUGAAGUGGAGGAAGCCGUUUCUGAGGUGAUUGAAGUUGGAUUUCCCAAACCAGAUUUUGGGGACCCGGUCUUUGAGCAGAAUAUCUUGAAUUACACCUUUGGCAACAGCUGGGGACUUCCUAUUGAGGCUAAUUACACAAAGCCAGAGGUUUCGUUCAACAGGGUGAUUGUGUCAUUGGACACCUGGGUUGAUGGCGUCCAGUACGACCGUUUGGCUCACCUGUAUGUUAGCGGUAUCGAGGUUUGGAGAACAAGUACAAUUGAGCCUCACGGGAAACCGUCUCAUGCGCAUACGGAAAAGGAUGUGUCUACGUAUGCUAAACUCUUUGAGGAGGAUGCUACCAUUCUUUUCCAGCUUGACAACCUCUUGACUCCACGGUUGACUGGAUCUUUCAACAUUAGCUUGAAUGUGAAGUAUUACGACACUGUCGACGGAAUGCGCCCUCCAGCCAGUAAUAUUUUCCCGUUGGUUAGAAGAGAGACAGGUACCAGACCACCUUUGCUGACGUUACCAGAUAACACUUUCGACUCAGUGAUUCCGCAGCUGAGCUACAACACCACCAAGGUUGUGCUUGACCUUUUUGUGUCUGGAAACGCCGACGAAGAGUUCUGGUAUUCCAAUGUGCUCGAAGAAUACAAGAACGUUUUCCACAAAUCCUAUCCUGGCCAUGGUCCUUGUCGUGUUAUCAAUGUCUUUGUUGAUGGCAUUCGCGUGUUGAGUGCCGAUCCAUUUGUGGUUGUGUACACUGGAGGAAUCUCGCCUGCUCUGUGGCAUCCGAUUGUGUCUACUGGGGCAUUUGAUGUGCGCGCACUCAGACUGGAUAUCACCCCGUUGCUACCAAUAUUCUGGGAUCAAUCGACGCAGCUCGCGAUAGACGUCUCAAACUGUGUGGAUGACGACCUGAAAUUCGGUGAGACUCCUAACGGCAUUGGUUCCAACUGGAUUGCUUCCGGAAGCGUUGCCACAUGGGAAGACUCGACUAUCCUCACUUCCAGCGGAAAGAUACUCUCGUUCGAGAACAAGACUUCGGUUUCCGCAAUCGCUUUUAGUCCUCCUGCAGCAGGACUUUACAGCCAGAUUGUUGAUGCAAAGUACACAAAUAAAGUCAACUCGUCUGUCACCUACACUUACGAAAAUGGAACCGAGAAGGAGCUGAUUCUCGAGGUCUCCUCGAAAACGAAGCAAUCAAACGUGCAGCUCUUGUCAGGCUUUGGUGAAGAUGAGUCGCUAGUGUUCAUUCCAGAGACUGACAUCACCAGUAGCGUGAAGGAUGCGGCUACUAAUGCCACUAUCUGGUCGUUGGAGAAAAAGGUGACUCAGCCUUUGAUCUACAAGGUGAAGGCCAAGCCAACCUUUGGGCCGGAUGUGGACUUCUCGGUGAACAUUACCAAAGUUUUCGGUGAAAAGAUUGCACUCAAUGGCGUCAAUGUGAUAAACGGUGUUAGCCGCGAGAACGGCACUUCCAACUUUACACUGUCUCCCAAGGGAAACCACGGCGAGGCAGUCAUCGAACACAAGGUGAAUUUCACGAUGUCCGAGCCACUUCCAGACUUUAAGUACUCGAGACAUGCACUGGCAGACCACGACGAGAUAGUCUACGACACCAUUGAUCCAGAAGUUAUUGUCUGGGAAGACGUGAUGCACCAAUUCGAGAAAGAGGGCCUUGAGCUUGCUCAGUUUGCCGCCCAGGAGACUUCGGAGGACCAGGCAACUGAACAGCAGUCUUUCGGACCGCAAACGAGGCUACUAAACAGAUACCUCGCUGAUUUUUAG
Messenger RNA from Ogataea angusta, 2043 nucleotides. RefSeq lists its product as uncharacterized. The transcript has a single exon. Bases 1 to 2043 code for a protein of 680 amino acids. The record is from RefSeq and is a predicted model, not a curated record. Lineage: Eukaryota; Fungi; Ascomycota; Pichiomycetes; Pichiales; Pichiaceae.